This is a messenger RNA of Fragaria vesca subsp. vesca, 1381 nucleotides long. RefSeq names its product probable 2-oxoglutarate/Fe(II)-dependent dioxygenase-like. The record is from RefSeq and is a predicted model, not a curated record. The transcript has a single exon. NCBI's taxonomy places the organism in Eukaryota, Viridiplantae, Streptophyta, Magnoliopsida, Rosales, Rosaceae. The coding region runs from base 78 to 1145 and encodes 355 amino acids.
CACUACCAAACUUGAUUCCUUCUUUCUCACUAUUUCUAUUCUCUUUGAUUCCAAAACUUUAGUUUCACCUCUCCCAAAUGGCACCUACAACAGCCAACGUUGCCGACGAUGCUAAAGUAGCAAGCAUCAAGACACUUACCGGCACCGAACUCAACGCCGUACCGUCGGAGUACACCUAUGUCAAGAAUCCCAACGAUCAAGGUGAUGCAAGCGCCCCAGAACACUCAAUCCCCACCAUCGAUUUCGCCCAUCUCACCUCAAGCUCCCCUGAACUCCGGUCCAAAGCCAUUGAAGAGCUAGGCAGAGCUUGUCAGGAAUGGGGCUUCUUUCAGGUGAUCAACCAUGGUGUACCUGAGAGCCUGAUGAAAUCAAUGAUCGAGGCGUGCCACAAGUUUUUUGAACUUCCUGAGGAGGAGAAGAAGGAGUUCCAAUCAAGGAAGCUGUUGGAGCCAAUCAAGUGCGGGACAAGCUUUAACGUUGCCAUCGACAAAGUUCGUCUGUGGAGGGAUUACCUCAAGGUGAUAGCACACCCCGAGUUCCAUGCACUCCACAAGCCCGCCGAGUACAGCGACGUUUCAUUUGAGUUCAGCAAACAAACUCGACAGGUUGCUACUGAGUUGUUGAGUGGAAUAUCAGAGAGCUUGGGGUUGGAGGCUGAGUACAUAGCCAAGGCCAUGAACUGGGACCGUGGCAUGCAAAUUCUCGCCGCUAACUACUAUCCGGCGUGUCCGCAGCCCGACCUAGCCAUCGGAAUCCCUCCUCACACCGAUCACGGACUUGUGACUCUUCUUAUUCAGAAUGACAUGGGAGGCCUUGAAGUUCAGCACAAUGGCCAAUGGGUCCUUGUUGAUUGUGCUCCGGGUUCUUUUGUUGUUAACAUCGGUGAUCAAAUGCAGAUCUUGACUAAUGAUAAGUAUAAGAGCGUCUGGCAUCGGGCUGUUGUGAACAACAGAGCUACAAGGAUCUCCAUAGCUGUACCACAUGGACCUGCACUUGACACUGCUGCUCUUCCAAUCCCGGAGUUGUUGGGCGGUGAAGCACCAAAAUACAUCGGAAUGUCAUACGAAGAGUUCAUGGAACUUCAGGCCAGUCCGGCGGCGUACAUGAUGCCUUGUUUAGAUCACCUGCGAGUCAAGGCCGAGUGAACCAAGUUAAUGGAGACUACUUCGACGUUUUAAAUAUCUUCUGGGUGGAAAGAUAUAUAUCUUUCUCUGUCAUUCAUAUUAUUCAUGUUUCUAUUCAUAGUACGUACGUAUUUCAAUAGUGUAUGGGGCUAGAGGCACAUGUAUCUUGUACGAGAGUGAGAUUUCAAUUAUUUCAAGUUUGCCGACCACAUGUAACACGAAUUCCGAGUUAAUUAUAUACUUGUAUCUUUGCGUCU